AAGAAGUGAAACAAUUAUUUAAUAUAAGGUAGAAGAUAGCUUAGCUUCAGCAUCAUAGUUGACAUUGAUGGAGUUGCAAGAUUUGCCAGAAGGAUGCAUUGCAAAAAUACUGUCAUACACCACUCCUGUGGAUGUAUGCAGGCUCUCCUUAGUUUCCAAAGCCUUUCGUUCUGCAGCUGAAUCAGACACUGUGUGGGAUUGUUUUCUCCUUUCCGAUUUCACCUCUAUCAUUCCUAUUUCCUCUACCUCUAAGAAGGAUCUCUAUUUCACUCUCUCAGACCAUCCCACCAUCAUCCACCAGGGUAGAAAAAGUGUUCAAUUGGACAAAAGGACCGGAAAGAAGUGUUGCAUGCUUUCCGCUAGAAAUCUGACCAUUAUAUGGGGUGAUACUGUUCAACAUUGGGAGUGGACAAGCCUGCCAGAGUCCAGGUUCCAAGAAGUUGCUAUGCUUCAGGCUGUGUGCUGGUUUGACAUUAGUGGGAGCAUAAAUACUCUUACCUUGUCCUCAAAUACUCAUUAUGCAACUUUUCUUGUGUUCAAGAUGAUCAAUGCCAGUGGAUUUCACUACCAUCCUACAGUGUUAUCAGUAGGUGUUUUAGGAGGCAAUAGCAAUACUAAAUAUGUUUGUUUGGAUCCCAACUUAAAAGGCAAUCAUCGCUUACAAGAAUUACAAUUUCCUAAAGUGAGAAGUGAUGGGUGGUUGGAGAUUGAGAUGGGAGAGUUCUUCAAUUCUGGCCAAGAAGAAAAACAGGUGCAAAUGAAAGUCAUGGAGACAACAAGUCAUAUCUGGAAGUGUGGUUUCAUUCUUGAAGGAAUAGAAAUUAGGCCUAAACAUGUCUGAUAUGUGAAACAAGUUCUUAGGCCUACCCAUGAAUCAUGAUGGAAGGGUCUUUGCUAGAGUGCUGAGUGAAACUAGAAAUAAUAUUAAAAUUAGUUAUUGUCUUCAUAUAAAUUUAGUCUCAUUUCAUAAAAAAAAAUAAUUCUAAAAUUCUAUAUAAAAAAAAGGAAUAUUAAAAACCAAAAUUCAGAUGGAUUUCAAUUAAAAUAGUGAAGUCACCAAGAGAUUAAUCUCAGUCAUUACCAAAAUGGUUUCUUUCCAUAAAUUGGGCUUGGUCUUUUGCAACGAGUUGGUAAUCACUCACUCGAAUGAUUGAUUGGGCUGGUGAGUUUCUUUUCUUUUCAACCCUUGAAACUUGUAAUUGGGCUAUGGCAUUAUCAAAUUCUUUGAAUCAACAACUUAAAGGCUAUUGCUUCCAGCAA
Molecule: messenger RNA, 1260 nt
Organism: Glycine soja
Lineage: Eukaryota; Viridiplantae; Streptophyta; Magnoliopsida; Fabales; Fabaceae
Product: F-box protein PP2-B10-like
Exons: 3
Coding region: 68-841 (257 amino acids)
Molecular function (GO): protein binding
Source: RefSeq, a predicted model, not a curated record